Molecule: messenger RNA, 1102 nt
Organism: Toxotes jaculatrix (banded archerfish)
Lineage: Eukaryota; Metazoa; Chordata; Actinopteri; Toxotidae
Gene: c5h11orf58
Product: chromosome 5 C11orf58 homolog
Exons: 6
Coding region: 106-708 (200 amino acids)
Source: RefSeq, a predicted model, not a curated record
CGGAGGAAGUGACGACACGGCGGAGCGUGUUGACAAAUCCAGCUAGCCUGUGCUAGUUCGGUGGUAUGAUAUUUUAUUAACAUUUUACUUAAGCAUUUGUUCAUAAUGAGUUCUCCAGACGACAGGCAUGGGACAAAACGACCCGCGUCCCCAAGUCAGGAUGGGUCUACCCAGUGGGCAUCAGCUGAUCUGGGAAGCGAUGAGAGGAAACAAAAGUUUUUACGGUUGAUGGGUGCUGGCAAGAAAGAACACACAGGACGUCUUGUCAUUGGCGACCACAAGUCGACAUCCCACUUCCGUAGUGGGCAGGAAGAUAAGAAGAUCAGUGAGCAGCUGGAGAUGCAGUACCAGCAGGGCAUGGAUGGGAAGCUAUCAGGCCGGAACCGGAGACACUGUGGCCUGGGCUUCAGUGAGUGUUGUGUCCAAGUGAGACACCAUCAAUCCAUACAUGCAUCCUUAUUGAGAUUUGUUCAGCAUUUACAUCCAGUGAUGAGCCUGAGCCACAACCACAGUCAUUUGACACCCCACCAGUGGACAGUCAGACAAAAGAAACUGAGCCAGAGGAGUCCACCAGUGAAAAAGAACCCACUGACGACCAGGACAAAGGCAGCAGUCCCACGUCUAAGGAACAGACCUCAGACCAGGACAAGCCUAGCUCUGACAGUAGGAAUGAAGAACGGAAACACAACUACAAAAUGGCCUUUGUGAAGUCGUUGUAGGGCCGAUGGUUUGGACAGGGAGGAAUUAUUUUUUGUAAUCUCAAACUUUAUUAUUAUUUGUUUAACUGUCUGUGAUCACCCAUCAUUUCAGUUCUUUUGCUGUGUAGAAAUGGGUUUUCUACACAAGCACUCACCACUGGGCGACAUUGUUGUGUGCAUGUUGUCAAAAAAGGCCAAAACACGAGCUUUUGGUUAAGUGGUGUUAUAUCAUGUAAAGAUGGCAAACGGUCCCAAUUUUAUUUAGUUUGAACAUUUUAACAGUCACUGUAUUUGCCAGGAAUUGUGUUGGAUGAAACAGGAUUGCUUGCCACUCAGAGCGAUCGGUGUACACAUUGUGAAUUGUGUGAUUUCUUGUUUGAAAACCAAUAAAAGGAAGUAUCAGU